AUGGCUGACAGCCAAGCCGAGGAGUUGGUCACGAAGAAAAAAUGCACCUCCGUUAUCUGGAAUUGGUUUGGCUUUUCUCCUACUGACGAAGCCCAAACAUCAGUAAUAUGCAAAGUGUGCACAGAACCUGUGAAAGUGUCGGAUGGCAAUACUACAAACUUGUUCAACCACUUGAGACGAAGGCAUCCCAAGGAGUAUGCCGAAAGCGAAACCAUACGGGCAGCGGGGGCAGCCACAUCACAACCACCAGCGGCCUCGGAGGCAAAGCAGAAGCAAACAACGGUAGCCCAGGCAUUUGAAAGAGGCACCCCGUAUGAGAAGUCCAGUAAGCGGUGGAGAGAGGUAACGGAUGCUGUUACUUAUUAUCUCGCUAAAGACAUGAUUCCUUUCAAGGCAGUGGAAGACGAGGGGUUAAAACGCCUACUGAAAGUAGUUGACCCCCGGUACGAGCUACCCAACAGAAAAUUAUUUUCAAACACUGCAAUCCCACGUCUCUACACCGAAUGCAGAGAGAAGCUGGAACGCCAAAUUCAGAAAGUGCAGUUUUUUGCAACUACUAGUGAUCUGUGGUCUAGUCGCACAUCAGAGCCGUAUUUAAGCCUGACCAUCCAUUAUAUUGAUAACUGGAAGCUCUGCAGUGCGACUCUGCAAGCAACAUACUUCCCAGAUGAUCACACGGGGGAGAUCAUAGCGCAAGGGCUGAGAGACGCACUUGAAAGUUGGGGACUCAAAGAGGAAAACAUGACCUGCAUGACCACAGACAGUGGAACGAACAUGGUGAAGGCCCUCGAACUAAACAACUGGACUUGUCUGCCCUGCUUUGGGCAUAGGCUGCACCUAGCCAUUGAAAACAGUGCCAAAGACCAUCGAGUUGUUCGCGUGACAUUGGUCUGCAAAAAAGUGGUCAGUGCAUUCUCCUUCAGCUGGAAGAAGAAGAGGGAUUUGGCUCAAGCUCAAACAGAGCUGAAACUCCCACAAAAAAAACUCAAAACGGAGUCGCCAACCAGAUGGGGUUCCAUACUUGCCAUGAUUGAGAGAGUGUUGGAGCAAGAAAAUGCCAUCUCACAGGUCCUGAGAUCUGACAAGAAGACAAGGCAGUUGGCACCAUCAUGGCAAGAUAUCGAGCCAGUCCUGCACCUGUUGAAAGUCAACCUCCUUGAGCUCAGUGAUGAAGAUAUUGAGCUCACCAACACAAUGAGGACAGCAAUCCUCAACUAUCUCACUGAAAAGUACCAGGAUCCCACCACUGAUGCCCUGCUCGACAUGGCUUCGCUUUUGGAUCCAAGGUUCAAGAGCCAGUACAUUGACAGUGACAAGACAGAGGAAGUACAAGCUAGAGCUGUGUCUGAGCUGGAGUCCUUGUUGAGCACAGCACAGCAUUCACUGCCCCCCUCCACUUCCCUCCUGUAG
Messenger RNA from Neoarius graeffei (lesser salmon catfish), 1410 nucleotides. Its product is annotated as E3 SUMO-protein ligase ZBED1-like. The coding region runs from base 1 to 1410 and encodes 469 amino acids. Lineage: Eukaryota; Metazoa; Chordata; Actinopteri; Siluriformes; Ariidae. The transcript is spliced from 3 exons. The record is from RefSeq and is a predicted model, not a curated record. Gene Ontology annotation, molecular function: DNA binding.